This is a messenger RNA of Mesorhabditis belari, 1386 nucleotides long. The record is from the annotation of a GenBank genome assembly. Lineage: Eukaryota; Metazoa; Nematoda; Chromadorea; Rhabditida; Rhabditidae.
AUGGAUCCACUUCUCAUCCGACGUAACAAUGGAGUCGAAAGCCCCACUGUUCUUGGCGCGAUUGAUAGUCGAAUAGGAAACACUAAUGAAACUGUCAUCGAAGAACUUCUCAUUCCAAAAGCUCGACUUUCCGAUACAGGACGGUACACGCUUUCUGUGAGAGUUGGAGGUCGAGUAGAGAAAACCCAGUGGAUGGUUCGCGUUUAUCCAAAACCUGCACAACUUCGAAUGGAUGUACUAUCCACACACGACUUUCAACAAUUCAAUCGCUUCUACUACAAAACCAACUCGACGAUUCGAGUGCGCUGCUAUUCCACAAGCCUUCAACACGAGCCCUCUUUUGUCUACCUGCAAAAUGCCCAGCGUCAUCAAGUUGAGAAUAAGGAAAUUACUCGAUUGAAAGGCCAACCUGGGAUCAUUUGGAGCCCGAUUGUCACCGAUGAUUUGGAUGUUCUUUGUGAAGGAUGGCAGACAAAGAGGAUACAAAUUUGGGCCGCUGAAGAAGCACAUGCUGUGUCGAAACAUGUUGUCAAAAGGGACAAUUCUAUUGAUGAGGACUUGGAAUCAAUAUAUGAAGGUGAUGAUGUGCUGAUCAAAUGUCGAGCUAUCAAGGACAAAUCAGUCACAAUGCGCUGGCUGCACAACCAAGUAGAAAUUGCAAAGAACGAAGAGAAAAUCACCCAAGGUCACUCGUUUAUCCUUGAAGCGAAACUCAAUAAUAUCACCGUCCAACAAUCAGGUGAGCUAAUCUGUGUGACUGAGCACAACCAGGGAAUCACAGCGUUCAAUCAAUCGGUCCAGAUUGAGGUUAAAGAAGUAUCGGCUCCGUUACUACUCGAAAAAGAAGAAGAGAAGAUUCGGGUCAGAGCCGGCGAAGACCAUCGACUUGAAUGCAAAUUGAGCGGAAGCCCGACUCCAAGCGUCACUUGGUGGAAAGAUGGGAAACAAUUAACUGAGGGAACCAAUGGAAUGGAAUAUUUGAGUGGAAUUCCAUGCAUCCAUCGAGAUCUAGCAGCGCGAAAUGUUCUACUUACAGCGAAUAACAUCUGCCGAAUCGCUGACUUUGAUGGCGCGAUAAAUCGGCAGCCUGAGUUUGCCCACGACGAUUUAUUUGAUUUAAUGCAACAGUGUUGGCAGUAUGCACCUGAAAAUCGGCCGCUUUUUACGGAGUGUGUUCAUCGACUGAAAGAUCAUCUCAAAAAAGCAUCACCCGAUUUCUGUGAAAAGAUGCAGGAAAAACUUUCGCUAGAAAUGAAACGACUAGCCUCAUAUGAUGAAUGGAGAGAAAGCAGUGUGAUUGAGCCAAUCGAUUUCAUCGAUACAUCCAAAAUCCCUUACACGUCACCACCACUUCCGCUCAAAAUAAGCAGAAAGGCCACGAUGUCU